Molecule: messenger RNA, 975 nt
Organism: Lucilia cuprina (Australian sheep blowfly)
Lineage: Eukaryota; Metazoa; Arthropoda; Insecta; Diptera; Calliphoridae
Exons: 1
Coding region: 299-880 (193 amino acids)
Source: RefSeq, a predicted model, not a curated record
ACUUAAAUUAAAGCCUAGAAAUCUAGACUAAUAAAAAAAGGCCGAUAACAAUAGCCUAAGAUUUGUUAUUAGAACAUAAUUAUAAUAUUGCUGUUUUCAUAAAUAAUAAAUAUUUCAAACACUAGAAAUAGUACAUGUCUAAAUUAUAAAUGCUAAGCAGAACUGUCAGUGUCAAACUGAGGAAGAACUUCCGAAAUUUUGUAUAAAACAAAAGAAUUUUCAAUUAAUCUUCAGUAUAUUCAAUCGUAACUUCAAUCAACAAACAUUGUUUUAAACAAAAUAAUUUAACAAUUUAAAAAUGUUUAAAUUCACCGCAAUCGUAGUUUUGGCUUUGGCUAUUUGCGUAGCAGCCGAUCCUAUCCGCCAAAAGAACUUAAGAAGACGAGUAUCAGCUCGCCAAGAAGUGCUACCUACACCAGCACCCACAGGAUAUCCAGCAGCAGGUGUUACUCCCGAAAUUCCCUUUGAAUUACCCACCGAAAAUGAACAAACCGAUUUUGUAACACAACAACCUGACGAAGUUUAUGGCCCACCAGAAUUUGAAGCCCAACAACCUGAUGAAGUUUAUGGCCCACCAGAAGCUGACGUACAACAACCUGAUGAAGUUUACGGACCACCAGAAACUGAUGCCACUCCCGAAAUAAUUGAAGAAGUAGAAGAAGAAGCUGAAGAAGAAACCGAUGCCGAAGAAGUGGCUGAAGAUUUAGAUGAAGAAGUCGUUGUUGAUGAAAAUACAUUUGAAGCCCCUGCACGCUUGGUCGCACAACGUUUCCGCCAAAGACGACCAAUUGCAGCUCCUGCACGUUUGACAAAAGCCAAAGUUGUCAAGCCAGUGAAUUUUGUGUACACAGCUAGAUUCCAAACCUUCCCACAGAAGUAAAUAAGUAUUUUUUCUUAGUAUAAUUUUUAUUCCAAUUGUUGCUUUUUAUUAUAUUGUUUUAAUUAUUAGUAAAUUUGUUUACAAAUAUACUUAUA